Molecule: messenger RNA, 973 nt
Organism: Lagenorhynchus albirostris (white-beaked dolphin)
Lineage: Eukaryota; Metazoa; Chordata; Mammalia; Artiodactyla; Delphinidae
Gene: TNNI3
Product: troponin I3, cardiac type
Exons: 8
Coding region: 272-907 (211 amino acids)
Biological process (GO): muscle contraction
Cellular component (GO): troponin complex
Source: RefSeq, a predicted model, not a curated record
AAGAUGGAGAGGUGAUCCAGCUGGAGCAUGGCCCGCCCCAGCCCUCACGCGCCCCGUUAUCUCGAAUCCUGGGCAGGGAGGGGAGGGGGCAGCAAUAUAUUUAGUCUCUGUCCUCGCCCUUUAUCUCAGUGUCCUCAGUGAGGCUUGAGCAGACCGGACGAGACAGAAGCCCCAGGGGCCUUCAAGGUCACUCCGGACGCCCCCUCACUGACCCUCCAAGAGCCCCUUGUCCCCUGCUCUGCCUUCCGCAACCCCUGGCUUGAGACUCAGCAUGGCGGACCGGAGCGGCGAUGCGGCGGAGGACCCGCCUCCCGCGCCACCCCCUGUACGACGCCGCUCCUCAGCCAACUACCGCGCCUACGCCACGGAGCCGCACGCCAAGAAAAAGUCUAAGAUCUCCGCCUCGAGAAAACUGCAGCUGAAGACCCUGAUGCUGCAGAUUGCGAAACAGGAGCUGGAGCGUGAAGCAGAGGAGCGGCGAGGAGAGAAGGGGCGUGUUCUGAGCACGCGGUGCCAGCCUCUGGAGCUGGCCGGGCUGGGCUUCGCGGAUCUGCAGGACUUGUGCCGACAGCUCCACGCCCGCGUGGACAAGGUGGAUGAGGAGAGAUACGACGUGGAGGUGAAAGUCACUAAGAACAUCACAGAGAUCGCAGAUCUGACCCAGAAGAUCUUUGACCUUCGGGGCAAGUUUAAGCGGCCCACUCUGCGUAGAGUGCGGAUCUCUGCAGAUGCCAUGAUGCAGGCACUGCUGGGGACCAGGGCUAAGGAGUCCUUAGACCUGCGGGCCCACCUCAAGCAGGUGAAGAAGGAGGACACGGAGAAGGAAAACCGGGAGGUAGGAGACUGGCGCAAGAACAUCGAUGCGCUCAGUGGAAUGGAAGGCCGCAAGAAAAAGUUUGAGGGCUGAGCCGGCCUGUGCACAGCCCUGGCCCUGGCCCUGAGGAUGGCCCCGAGGAAUAAAGCUUCUCUCUGA